AGGCCAACCAGCCAACUUGUCCUUCGAGAUGAGCAAGUCAAGCAGCCUCUUCCUCUCUCGCAUAUCUCUUUCGUUCUUUCACCAUUUCUGUGCUUGUGCAAUACUCGUCCAUCCCCUUCAGCCGACCGGUCCAAGCUGAACCCGCCGGCAGCGCCGGACAAGGUCCGCUCCGCCUCCAGCCUGCCCAGGCUCAACCUGUCCGGUCUGUGGUCGUCCACUCGCCAUUCCGGCCGGCCACGACGUCUCCACACGCCCGGACUGCCGCCCUCCGAGAGCCUCUCGAUGCAGGCCAGCCUGUUGCGCCAGUUCGGCGGCAGUCUGCCCGGCUCCGGUUCCGGCGUCGACAGCCUCGGCCAAAGCCCGGCCGGCCGCCUCGACGCACUCCUCCCCGCCGGCGCCCAGUCCGAGUCCGGCCCAACGAGACCGGCCAGACCGGCCACCGCCGGCCUCUCGAGACGCCGGCACUUGGAGCCGGCCGAGACGACGGCUCGGACGGGCCGAAGUCUGCGCCGACGCGACGCCCAGUCUGGCGAGGCAGCCGGCGCCGAACAGGCGCCACGGAGCGAGACUUUCGCUCUUCGAUGGACCGACGGCCGGAGACAUUUGCAGACGCCGUCCAGGCGGUUGCCGCUAUCGCGAAAUCCUGUCGCCGGUGCCAGCUCUGCGGGGAGCGCCCGGCAGCCGGGCCCGUUCGACCAAUCAGGCCGUGCCUCCAGAACCCCCUCGGCCGAGCCGACCUCUGGUGCACCCAGUUUGGCCGCCCCCCUCCGCCCCGAGGGCAGCAACAUCGGCCAGCUGUUGCACGACCUCAUAUCGGCCGGACAAGCCCGUGGCUCGUCGGUCGCUAGUUCGAGCCCCCUCGAA
Protopolystoma xenopodis is the source of this 864-nucleotide messenger RNA. Lineage: Eukaryota; Metazoa; Platyhelminthes; Monogenea; Polystomatidea; Polystomatidae. The record is from the annotation of a GenBank genome assembly.